Messenger RNA from Aphanomyces invadans, 1076 nucleotides. Its product is annotated as HAD phosphatase, family IIIA. The record is from RefSeq and is a predicted model, not a curated record. Lineage: Eukaryota; Oomycota; Saprolegniomycetes; Saprolegniales; Verrucalvaceae. Gene Ontology annotation, molecular function: phosphatidylglycerophosphatase activity. The transcript is spliced from 7 exons. The coding region runs from base 20 to 655 and encodes 211 amino acids.
AUUUUGAACAACCGGGGUGAUGAAAGGGAUCAACUUGCAUGGCGUGAGUUCGUUCAUCCACGCGGUGACGCGGUCGCCCAAGUUGCUCGUGCCGCAUCUGUCCGUGAAGGAUUUGAACGAUAUUCCGUUUGCUCAGCUCCACGCGAUGGGGUUCAAGGGCAUCGUGUUCGACAAGGACAAUACCCUCACGGUGCCGCACGCUUACGAAAUCGUUCCGCAUAUUCAAGAUGCACUGCGCAACUCCCAGCGCAUCUUUGGUAUGGAUCGUGUCGUUGUCUUCUCCAAUUCGGCGGGGUCGAGCGACGAUUUGCCAAACUUUGACGGGGCUACUCGCGUCGAGAGCGAGCUCAAAGUCAACGUCCUACGCCAUGGAGUAAAGAAACCUCGCGGCAUCGACGAAAUGCAGCAAGCGCUGCAAGUACGGCCAGACGAGCUCAUUAUGAUCGGCGAUCGAUACUCCACCGACGUCCUCUUUGGCAAUUCCAAUGGCAUGCUCACGAUUCGCACGGAACAGCUUUCGGUCGCCCACGAGUCUUCGCUCAACGCACUAAUGCAAGCGAUUGAAAGCGCGAUUCUCCAGCGCCUGCGCAGUCGAGGCAUCGAAGCGCCAGUCCAUCCUCGCUUCGACCCCUCGGUCAUCUCGACGUCACAGUAGCUUUGCGCAGUUGGUGUCAAUGCACACGCGCGAUUUCGAUCAACCGAUUCGUUUGGUGGUAAGUUGACGUGAGGUCCGUCCUUUAGUGCAUGCAGGCUCGAUAGGUUGCUCGAUAAAUCUGCAACAUAUGCGUUCGAGCGGAGAAGGCACAUGCCAUCACGUCCGACCGAGUGAAUUCUUUGUUCAUCUGCAGCGCCCGCGCAUGCGCACGCCAGCACCGCCAUCUCCCAUCUUACCCUGGAUGCUCCUGGUCGACGAGCACGUUUCGCCGAGUCUCCACGCAUGGCCACGACGUCCAAGUGGAACCUGCUGACGACUGUACAUCAUCAGCGUUGCUUUCGUCGGGCGAUUUGGCCGCCAUGAGCUGAUCCACUUUGGCUCCAUAACGGACUGAUGACGAAUCGACAACGUGUUUUGUUAA